Messenger RNA from Pollicipes pollicipes, 1427 nucleotides. Its product is annotated as discoidin domain-containing receptor 2. NCBI's taxonomy places the organism in Eukaryota, Metazoa, Arthropoda, Thecostraca, Pollicipedomorpha, Pollicipedidae. Gene Ontology annotation, biological process: positive regulation of neuron projection development; positive regulation of phosphatidylinositol 3-kinase/protein kinase B signal transduction; cell surface receptor protein tyrosine kinase signaling pathway. The record is from RefSeq and is a predicted model, not a curated record. Gene Ontology annotation, molecular function: collagen binding; protein tyrosine kinase collagen receptor activity; ATP binding. The annotation marks the transcript as partial. Gene Ontology annotation, cellular component: plasma membrane; signaling receptor complex. The transcript has 3 exons.
CGACACGAGGCCGAGCCGCUGGGCCGCGUCUCCGACCCGCACGUGACGCGGCUGCUGGGCGCCUGCACGCUCGACGAGGCGCCCUGCCUGCUGGUCGAGUACCUGGAGCGGGGCGACCUGAGCCAGUUCCUGCGCCGCUCGGCGCACGAGCCGGGGCGCGGCCAGAGGACGCUCGAAUACGGCUCGCUCAUCUACGUGGCGACCCAGAUCGCCGCCGGCAUGAAGCACCUUGAAGCGCUCGGCAUCGUGCACCGUGACCUGGCCGCCCGCAACUGCCUGGUGGGCCAUCAUCUGAAGGUCAAGGUCGGCGAUUUGGGGCCCAGCCGGAGCCAGUACGCCAGCGACUACGUCACGCUGCCGGACGGACGCGUCAUCCCGCUGCGCUGGCUCGCGCCCGAGUCCCUGUUCACGGAGGAGAUGAGCACCUGCUCGGACGUGUGGUCGUUCUCGGUGACGCUGUGGGAGGUGCUGACCUGGUGUCGGCUGCAGCCGCUGGCGCACCUGACGGACGCGGCCGUCACAGACCGGCUGGCCCGGCACUGCGAGCUCCCGCCUGAGGCCCUGCUGCAGCAGCCCAACGCGUGCCCGCGCGAGAUCUUCGACCUGAUGAGCGAGUGCUGGCGUGCCGACCCGGCGGCGAGGCCCACCUUCGGCGAGAUCCACAUGUUCCUGCAGCGCAAGAACCUGGGGUUCGAGCCCGCAGCCGAGCAGACGUGACGGCUGGCGGGUGAUGUGGGCACGCCCUCCCCGCCCUAGCCGGCGCGGCGGCCGGCCAGCCCCCGUGUUAUGUACUUUACGCCCAGUGUCGUGUACUUUACAACAGGACCCUCUAUCACUCCCGUCUUCCAUUGGUUUGCUCGGCACAGGCAUAUCAUGGAGUUGCCGGAGUGGUAGGCUGUUGUUUGUUUUCGUCCUCGGGUGCUGUUCUGCGGUUUGAUGAUGAUCUGACAUAUCCCGACACGAUACCGUCUGAAUGCAUGGAUGUUGCCCUGAGCCGCCAUAUGACCGGUUGUGAUAAGGUAAAGAGGGUGUUGGCGCAGGCUUUACCGUCUUAUUUAUUUGAAUUAAUGAGUCUAAGCACACUGCUGUGCACAUUAGUACCACAAUAUAAGUGAAAGUCACGUGUAUGUAGCAUCUUCUGCAGCGUAGACGGCACGUCGAGCUACCCGGCCUCUGCCUGCUACCAGUCCAUGAUCUCACAUUUUCCAGCAUCGAUGCCACGCUACGAGUGUGUCCAAUAUACGGACCCUGUAGCUCGUCCGCAGAAGACAGGCUGGCCGCAAUCCGUGACUUCUUUAUCAGCAGUCUUUGGUGUUGUCUGCUACAGCAUGGUACCCAAAUGUGUUUGGUUUUAUUGUAAUAUGAUGUAGAUGUAGGUGUGUGGAAGAUUUCAUCACGCCGUACCAAAUACAUUUAUUACCAACCUU